Messenger RNA from Frieseomelitta varia, 1803 nucleotides. RefSeq names its product homeobox protein goosecoid-like (gene Gsc). The coding region runs from base 559 to 1551 and encodes 330 amino acids. The record is from RefSeq and is a predicted model, not a curated record. Lineage: Eukaryota; Metazoa; Arthropoda; Insecta; Hymenoptera; Apidae. Gene Ontology annotation, biological process: regulation of transcription by RNA polymerase II. Gene Ontology annotation, molecular function: RNA polymerase II cis-regulatory region sequence-specific DNA binding; DNA-binding transcription factor activity, RNA polymerase II-specific. The transcript is spliced from 3 exons. Gene Ontology annotation, cellular component: nucleus.
CCCCUCGCCAACGAACGACAAAGUGACCGAUCUGACUUUUGGCAGAGCGGGCAACGAAUUCGCCUUGAAACGGUGGGGAGAAUUCGAAGAUCCAAGUGGACGGUACACCGAGAGAGAGAGAGAGAGAGGAAACAGUGCGUUUGGUGAUUCGUUGUGAUGAGACAGAAACGGAUCUCGGAAGGAUCUUGUAACAUCAAAGACUCAGAUGUCUCUGAUCGGUACGGCCGAUUUUUAACCGGUGCUCCUGUCAUGUGAUUUUUCGUACGUACUCGUAAAUAACGAACGCUUGGCCAUGAAGGCGCUGCGCAAGACGAAUUAAACGAAAUCUCUUUUGUACCAUUUGCGAGCCUACGUACUAAAAUAAAGAGUCAAUGUGUACGUACGAAGCGCAUCCUAACGAAGAAUGCUCUCGCCUCGAUUUUAACGACGCUCGUCCACGCGGUCGACGCCUUCGCGAUUUUGAUACCCGUUCUUGAACCGAUCUUCGAGUCGACCUGUCAGGGAUUCAAGCAACGAGUGAAAGAAUUGCAAUUUACCACGAUAAGACUCUCUUGUAACAUGGUGGAGAGCACCUAUGCGAGUGAUUCGCCUAGAUCGCGUUCUCCGAUGACGGAGCCGUCGAGCCCCCUUCAAGAUGGUCCCGGAAUAUCCGGCUACGGUCACCGAUAUCUCUACAGCUACUCGCCGGAAAGUUUGCAGCACAAGCUGAAGAACGACGAGCAGAACAAUGUGACCGUACGGCGACACGACAUCGACGGACGCGAGCGAACGUUCUCCAGGAGUCCAGUGAGUUCCGAGGAGAUGCGAUUCAGACCACGCGAGGUCUCCAAGCCGAGUUCAUCGGCGACCAUGUCCUCACCCACGUCCGCCUUCACUAUCGAGAAUAUCUUAGCGCCUAGACCAAUCGGGAACAUGACACCGACCAACGCCAGCGGCCUCGGGUCCAUCAUUCAAAACCCGGAAGCCGUAGGAUCGCCGUCGAGGGCCAUGCAUCCUCUUCAACAACAGAUCCAUCAUCUCGCGUUCACGUCCGCCGAUUUGUUCGCCGCGGCGUAUCCUAGUUUAUACUCCGGCGGCUACGUGGCAGCAAUGGCAGCCGCCGGCGUUUCGCUUCAUGGUCAACCGGCCUUCUAUCACGCGGCUCAUCCCUAUCAAAUAAAUCCGAGCGCAGCGGCGGUGGGACCGAUGGCGAAGAGGAAGCGCCGCCAUAGGACAAUAUUCACGGAGGAACAGCUGGAGCAACUGGAAGCCACUUUCGACAAGACACAUUAUCCGGACGUGAUACUGAGAGAGCAACUCGCGCUUCAGGUCGAUCUUAAGGAAGAACGAAUCGAGGUGUGGUUCAAGAACCGACGUGCCAAGUGGCGUAAACAGAAACGGGAAGAGCAGGAACGUAUGCGGAAACUUCAACUGGAACAACGUCAGCGCGCCGACGACAACGUUCCAACGCCUACGGUCAAGGUGGCCGAGCAUUUGACGCUGGCCAGGCAGCAACAGCAACAGCAACAACACGAACAAGACACCGACAGCUCGGACCUCGAAGUGGCGUAGUCAAGAUAUCGGUUGUAAAAUUAUUCUUAAAGUUUCUUCUGUCUUUACGUUCCUCUUUCUCUUUUCUUUUCUUUUCUUUUUUUCAUUUUUUGUUUCGUCGACGGUCAAAAAGAUUCGAAACACCGGACAGGUGUGUUUCUUUCCUACCCUCGUGCAGGGGACAGACGUGUAAAUACCGAAUUAGGAUGUAAAUAUGUUUGUACAUAUAGCCUACGAUCGAUGUGUAUAAUAGGUAGUGAAAUAAAUUAUUGA